AUGGGUUCACAUGAGCAGUAUCGGCGCUCUCCACAUGCGAGGCGGCCUUAUUAUGGACACCCAGACGUCGAUGAUAGCGAGAGAUCCUGGAAUUUACAUGCUAGUAGUCAUGAUUUUGCACCCCAAGACAACAUCGCCGACCAGCCUCUCCAGUCCUACAAUCCGCAGCACUCUUACCAGCCGGCUUUAUCCUCCAUGGAUCCUGGUAUCUUAGGACAGUACCAGCCACACAUGUGGCCGCACCCGGAAGGGAGUCCGCAGCAGGGGCAGUCGUGGGACGAACGAUACCCAAACUCGGCAAUUGUUCAAGAUGCGUCGAACUACCAGAUCAACGCAUUUGGUGCUCCGGGUGAUUGGCAUGCCGAUCAAAGAUAUCCUCUCGAACAGGGCGGCGCCUCCGUGCUUACGGUGAACAACCACUCCGAGAAUCGAAAUAUAUCGAGUAACGCUUUCACUUCUCUUGCGGGCUCGUCCGCGCAGAACUCUGAUCACCUCCAGCAAGCGAAGGCUGUCGUUGACGGCCAGACGUUCCAGAACACGAUACUGUCGAGCUAUUCUAGCUGUGGUACUGUUCACCACAACCCUCAUCCGCUUGGUCCUAGGCAGUCCGACACGACCCUCUCUAACGCGGACCUUCAACAGGAGCCGUGGUCAUUUUACCACCCAGUCGAUGUGUGCUACGAGCCAGUCUUUCUUGAAGGAGCACCAGGGCCAGAUUUGCAAGAGACUCCAUAUAUGGCGCUUUCGACAACGGACUAUGUCAGUGAAAACAUGGAGAACAGCGUCGUCACUGAGCGUCCAGGCGCGAAUUACCCACAAUAUGCCGAUGCCGACCAGAUCCCACCUUACAAUCUGCCCUACUACACUCGCCCUAUCCAAAUUGAUAUCGAAAGAUCUGCGACUCCUUUCGAGACCCCCUCGACCACGCAAGGCUCUUCUCAGUGGGAUUUAGGCCUGGACAUUCCAAUGCAAAGAUCUCAUUCCACGCGCUCUUCUCUGUCCAACGCGUCCUCAUCCGGUCCUCCACCGACCCACACUCCGGAGGUAAUGUACUGCGAAGUCGUCGACUGCAAGCAGUCGUUCACCGGUCUGUAUUCAAGAGGCAACCUCGGAAGACAUAGGAGAUUAGUUCAUGGAACGGGCAGCCGGUAUGUGUGCGGGGACGACACAUGUGCCAAGGAGUUCAGGCGACAGGAUGCUCGACUCAAGCAUUACAGGAAAUAUCAUCCUGAGCUUGCUGCCGAUAGUCCGCUUGUCCGUCGUUCGUCCGCUUCUAGGCCCACGCGCAGACACCAGGAAGUCGAAUUGAGCAACAUGUCCGGUUGGGCCACCUGA
This is a messenger RNA of Alternaria rosae, 1335 nucleotides long. RefSeq lists its product as uncharacterized. The transcript has a single exon. The record is from RefSeq and is a predicted model, not a curated record. NCBI's taxonomy places the organism in Eukaryota, Fungi, Ascomycota, Dothideomycetes, Pleosporales, Pleosporaceae. The coding region runs from base 1 to 1335 and encodes 444 amino acids.